CCCCCCUCGCGGCAAUGACAGGGAUAGCUCCACCUGCGACAGGCGGGCAGUGCAACUUGGCAGCACCUUGAGCUGGCCGUGAUUGAGACUUAUUAAAAACCUCAUAAUCUCCCUCCUUUCUUCUCUAAAUCGCAAUAUGUAAGACAACAAUCGAGAAAUGCCUUAAAUGGUAAGGGUAGAAGACCAAACAAAGACUGCCCCAUCCGCAGCGAUGUCAGAGUACCUCAACCUCGCGUCGAUAGCGACGGAAACCACCACUGCUCCAUCACCUGAGAAAACAUUCACGAUCUUGCGGCACUCCAAAAAACGCAUCUUUACCUUUGAAUGCUCCCCCACCUCACCCGCCGAAUAUGCCAUCGCAGCAUCCAAAUCCCGUCCCCUCCUCCACCGCGGGCCCAUCCCCCUCCCCCCCCAAGCCGAAAGCCCCAGCACCACCUCCACCCUAUCCACAACCCCCAUCAUCGGCUCCCUCCGCUUCACCUCCUUCUGGAGCAAACUGGCGCUCUCCCUCGGCGACGGCGUAGCGCAGGUCGAGCAUAACCGCUCCGCUAAGCAUUUACGCAAGACUGAAGCGAGGAAGAGGAAAUGGAGACGCUGGUUUGGGAUGAAGGAACGCCCGGUGAGGGAGAUGGAGGAGGUGGAGGUGCUGGGACUCGUGUUGGGGGUGUGCAUGGAGAGGAGGCCGAGGGUGGGGAGGAGGGUGGGGUGGGUGUUUGAUGGGGUGGGGUAUGGGUGGUCGGGGACGAGGGAGAUGGCUAGGUCGUGGUUUAGGGGGGUUAGGGGGUAUAGUCAUGAUAUGAAGCUUGUGAGGACUUCCGAUCACGCUCUCAUUGCUACAUAUGAGAAGAAACACUUUGGUCGUAGCGCGGACCCUGGAAUGGAUAGGAAGGGCAAAAAGAGGCCCAUUGGGACACUGCGGAUAUAUCCCGCUGCGUACGAGCGUCCACAGACCGGCACUGUGGAGGACCUCGAUGGCGAGAGUACCCCAGGGGUCAGAUUGGCUCCCAAUCACACAACGGGCAGCAACAUAACCGGGACGCACACGGGCGACAUCUUUGAGGAGGCAGUAGUACUAUCAUGCUGGGCUGCGUUGGAAGCAGAGCACCGGAUUCGACAUACGAUACUGGACAUACUAAUAGCAAUUGCGGAGAAUGCUGGAGGAUAAUAAGCUGGUUGUUCAUAAAUCAAAUUGCAGUAUCGAUAUCCAACCCCGCCCCCUGACUAUUUUCAGACUUCCCUGCAGCACAAUGAACUUUUGAUAACCAGCGAUAACCAGCGCCGGUCACGUCUAAUUUCUAGGGCUGCCAG
This is a messenger RNA of Pseudogymnoascus verrucosus, 1308 nucleotides long. RefSeq lists its product as uncharacterized. Bases 167 to 1165 code for a protein of 332 amino acids. The transcript is spliced from 2 exons. The record is from RefSeq and is a predicted model, not a curated record. Lineage: Eukaryota; Fungi; Ascomycota; Leotiomycetes; Thelebolales; Thelebolaceae.